CCAUAGAAUUAUUUAGAUAAUUGUCAUUUCCUAUUGCUCCAGAAUAUCAUAAAUUUAUUAGCAAAGAUGAUUUUGUAGAUAAAUUAACUGUAUUGAUUAUGAAAAAUCUGACAGUAUAAAAAUGGAUGUUUAAAAUAGACAUUGAAUUUAAUGGCAGAGGAACAGCAUGGUUUACUUUAGAAGGAGUUAAAUAAUUUAUAGAAAUCAAAAAGUUUCCACAUAGUAUUGAAUUUAAAGUAUUAAGAGAAUUAGUUUAAACAGUAUAAUUAUUAUUAUAUAAUAUUAGUUAUUACCAAUAAAAACAGUUUUAGCAUUUCCAUAAAUGUUUACAUUUGAUGAAUAUUUAGAUAAUUUUAUUAAAAAUGGUGGAAUAGUUGAAGCAUAUCCAAAUGCUUAAAAAGUGUAAACAAUAAAUAUCUAAGUGAAUUUGGAGAAUUAAGGAUCAUAUUAAAUAUUGAAUACAUCAACAAGCAUAGUAAUAAAAGAGUAUUAAUAAAAGAUUAUUAAUUUAGAAUGUCAAAAAUUGGUUGUAUAUAUCCUUAGAAUGUAUUAAAUUUGAAUGUUGAUUCUCUUAUAUAACCAUUAGUAGAAGAAUUAUAUAAAUAAAAUGUGUUUGGUUAUUUCACAUUAUCUUUAUUAUCCUUUAAUGGAGCUUUUUAUACUAAAUCAUUAAAAUUUGGAAUGGAUGAAUAUAUAGGAGCAACAGUAUUAUCAACAGCAAUGGAUACUGAUUAAUUCACUUAUAUACCAUUUGUUUAUCAUCCAGGAAUAGCAGAAUAAAAAUUUAAUGAUUUAUUUAUUAAAUGUAGAAAAGAAGGAAUUUCUUUUGAUAUUGAAAAAAAAGUUGGAACUUUAAUUUGGUUAUCAGAUUAAAUAGAAAAAGGAGUUCUAUCUUUACUAUGUUUAGGUGCUCCAAAAAAAGCAGUAAAAUUAACUACUGAUGCAUUGAAUUUUUUGUAAUAAUUUGGUGGUAAUAUUAUGAAAACUAAUAAUCAUUAAAAACAGGAUACAUUUUACUUUAUAGAUAUAGUUAGUAGAUUAAGAUAAUUAAAUAGUGAAGGUUAAUAAUGA
Messenger RNA from Paramecium sonneborni, 1071 nucleotides. The record is from the annotation of a GenBank genome assembly. NCBI's taxonomy places the organism in Eukaryota, Ciliophora, Oligohymenophorea, Peniculida, Parameciidae.